CCAGCCUUCUCCAUCCAGAGCCUUGCUCCCCACACCACACCGAGAGCCCUCCUCCGCCUUGAAAACCCUAGCGAGCGAGCGAGCCAGCGAGAGGUCUCACCCCCACCACCCCAACCCAUGGAGCGCCGCCUCCACCACCUCGCGCUGCUGCUCGGCCUCCUCGCCUGGGCGGCGGCGGCCGCCACCACGGGAGCCGAGGCGCAGCCGGCGGUGUGCGACCCCUCCAUCAUCGCCACCCAGAUCGCGCUCUUCUGCAUGCCGGACAUGCCCACGGCGCCCUGCUGCGAGCCCAUCAUCGCCUCCGUCGACCUCGGCGGCGGCAUCCCCUGCCUCUGCCGCGUCGCCGCCCAACCGCAGCUCGUCCUCGCCCGCCUCAACGCCACCCACCUCCUCGCGCUCUACGCCUCCUGCGGAGGACAGCACACCGGGGGCGCCCACCUCGCCGCCGCCUGCCAAGGUCCGUCACCUCCCGCCGCCACCAUUCCCGUGAUCGCCCCGCCGCCGCCCGCCGCGCCCCGCCACAAGCAGCCAACACGCGAGGCCCCUCCCCCGCCGCUGCGGGGCGAGAAGCCGUCCCCGUCGCCCCAGCAGCAGCCUGGCGCCGCCGCCGCCCACGGCAAGGCCAUCCCCGCCAGCCCGGCCGCCUCCUUCUCCCAGCUGGCGCCGGCCGCCGCGCCCACGACGCCCACGCCACCGCACUCCGGCUCCGACCCCAUCGUCGCCUCCGCCGCGCUCCUCGUCUUCUUCAUCGCCGUCCUCAUCAUCCUCGACUGAGCCCACGGUGCCGCCCCGGCCGGCCGCCAACCAUCCGCCGGUGCCUGGCUUGAGCCCGUAGCAGCAGCAGAAGUCGUAGUGCAACUCUCGUUUUCACGAUUUCCCUGUAGUAGUGUCAUCAUCAGUAGUAGUAGUAGUGCCACUUGCAUUGGUCGUCGUAGUUCUGUUGCGUCUUAGUAGUAGCAUCAUCGGCAGUACUUGAUCGGUGGAUUUGGAAGGAGGAGGACGUGAUGGUUGGUCUAGCAGUAGCCCCCGUAUGGUCAUACUUUCGUUACUAUGGUGGUUUCGGAUGAAUAUAAUGGUGAUGGAAUUAAUCUUGGAUAGUUCGAUCUGGAACUUAAUUUCUGCUUGCUCUCAUGAUAAAUGCAGAUGGUAAUGGAAUGUGAACUUAGAUAAAUGUGGCUUGUUAUUUUGAUCUUA
Messenger RNA from Sorghum bicolor (sorghum), 1194 nucleotides. Its product is annotated as vegetative cell wall protein gp1. Lineage: Eukaryota; Viridiplantae; Streptophyta; Magnoliopsida; Poales; Poaceae. The record is from RefSeq and is a predicted model, not a curated record. The transcript is spliced from 3 exons. Bases 118 to 774 code for a protein of 218 amino acids.